This is a messenger RNA of Fomitiporia mediterranea MF3/22, 1071 nucleotides long. RefSeq names its product mitochondrial carrier. The record is from RefSeq and is a predicted model, not a curated record. The coding region runs from base 1 to 1071 and encodes 356 amino acids. The transcript has 6 exons. NCBI's taxonomy places the organism in Eukaryota, Fungi, Basidiomycota, Agaricomycetes, Hymenochaetales, Hymenochaetaceae.
AUGCCGCUCAUAGACCCUGCUGUUACUACCGUCACUUAUCAAGCUAAUAAUAAUAGUCUAAGCGGACCUAUCGCAGACGAGUCUGCUGCACUGCUCACUCCUGAAGAGACUACUCUCCCCACCAGUAAAGAAGUUACUGCGAAGGGAAUCUCGACGAGAGUGGUUUUGCGGAAUGUUGUUAUUGUUUUGAUAGUUGCUGCGCUUCUAGUCGUUAUUAUAAAAGGUUAUACCGAUGCUGACGACGUGGAGUUCGACCUCGGGAAGGCUCUGAAGAGUGCCCUAGGGGGUGGGCUAAGCGGAGCUGCAGCCAUGGUCUUGCAGGUCUUGACACUUAUGCCACUCCGGACGGUUAUGAACUACCAAUAUCGUUACGGCACCAGUACCACCCAGGCCAUCCACACGCUAUACCACGACGGCGGUUGGACGCGUUAUUACCAAGGGCUCACCGCUGCACUUAUACAAGGACCAGUCUCGCGUUUUGGCGACACUGCAGCAAACGUUGGAAUUCUUGCAUUGCUCAAAGGAAACAAAUACUUGAGGAAACUUCCUUCCCUUAUCAAGACGGUCUUUGCUGGUAUUGCGGCAGCGGUGUUUAGGAUCUUUUUGACGCCGGUGGAUACGGUAAAGACGACUAUGCAGACUCAGGGAAAGGAUGGGUUGAAGAUAUUAAGGAAUAGGAUUAAGACUCAUGGGAUUGGAACACUAUGGUACGGUGCACUCGCUACUGCCGCUGCAACGUUCGUAGGAUAUUAUCCUUGGUUCGGCACAUACAACUUCCUCGACGAAAAUCUCCCAUUACCGACAACCCUCGUACAAAAGCUCCUCCGUCAAGCCUUAAUCGGCUUCUGCGCAUCUGUAAUAUCUGACAGCGUCUCCAAUUCCCUCCGCGUCGUCAAAACCUACCGUCAAGUAAACGCAACACAGAUUUCGUACACUGCCGCUGCACGUGCUGUCAUUGCUACAGAUGGGUUGAAGGGUCUAUUUGGUAGAGGCUUGAAGACGCGCAUAAUUGCGAAUGGGUUGCAGGGUUUGAUGUUCUCGAUACUUUGGAAGUUGUUUUUGGAUUUGUAA